Nematolebias whitei (Rio pearlfish) is the source of this 1488-nucleotide messenger RNA. It is a transcript of the gene plekhd1, whose product is annotated as pleckstrin homology domain containing, family D (with coiled-coil domains) member 1. The record is from RefSeq and is a predicted model, not a curated record. Lineage: Eukaryota; Metazoa; Chordata; Actinopteri; Cyprinodontiformes; Rivulidae. The transcript is spliced from 13 exons. The coding region runs from base 1 to 1488 and encodes 495 amino acids.
AUGUUUUCCUCUUCAUCCAGAAACUCUCUGUUGUCGCCGUGGUCGUCCAUGGAGCAGGCAGACUCUGACGUUCUGGACAUCAGCACCAAGGUGCAGCUGCACGGCGUGCUGUGGAAGAGACCCUUUGGACGACCGUCAGCCAAGUGGUCCCGCAGAUUCUUCAUCAUCAAAGACAGCUUCCUGCUCUACUAUGCAGAGAGCGAGAAGAAAAGCUUCGAGACCAACAGGUACUUCAACAUCCACCCUAAGGGAGUCAUUCCCCUCGGAGGAUGUGUGGUGUCGGCAAACGAGGACAUGGGGAUGCCUUUUGCCGUCGUGGUCAACCUGGAAGAUUUCACAGGAACUGUAGUCCUGGCUGCUGAGUCUGAGGAGGAGCAGGUCCAGUGGAUGGAGAUGCUCCAGAACUCAGGAAAAGUCACGUGGAAAAACUCACAGCUCGGGGAGGCCAUGAUUGAGAGCCUGGAGGCUCAGGGCCUGCAGCUGGCCAAGGAGAAACAAGAGUACCUGGAUAAACUGAUGGAAGAGACCGAGGAGCUGAGUCACCAGCGGGCGCAGCGAGAGGAGCUGGAGCGUCUCAACCAAGUUCUGGAGGAGGAGAAAAUGAAGUUUGAGGAGGUGGUCCUGGAGCUGAAGGCCGAGCAGGAGCAGAUCAAACUAGACCUGGACGGCACCGCUCAGUCCCUGAAAUGUGUGGAGCGGGAGAAGGAGGAGCUGAACAGUUUAACUGUUAAUCUGCAGGAGUCCAUCGAGGAACUUUCUCAAGAGAAGCAACGAAGGUUACUGCUGCUGGGGGUCAAAGGUCAGGAGGACAACAAGGGGAGGUCAGCAGAGGAGGAUGGGGAGGAGCUCGGAGAGGAUGUGCAACACAUCGAAGAGCAGAUGAAGCUCCUGCUGAAGGAGAAGGAGCAUGCUGAGGAGAAGCUCCAGGAGAACGAGCAGCGAGCUAAAGUCCUGCAGCAGGAGAGGGAGUUCUUCUCAGCUCAGGCCCGGACUCUGCAGCAGUCCCUGUCCCAGCUCACUGUGGACAAGCAGCAAACUGAGGCUGAGCUCAAGGUGGAGAUCGAGGCUCGUGUGGAGCUGGAGCAGAAGCUGAAGUGGGCUGAGGAGGCUCUGAAGGACCUGGAAAAAGGUCUGAACUCACUGGAACGAACCAAGGAGGGGGACGAGAAGAUGAAAGGAGACGUGACGCAGCUAAAGAAGUUCUUUGAGGAGUGUAUCUGUGCAGCGGAGAUCGAGGCGAAGCUCCCAGCUAUAAUGAAGAAUGCAGUGUAUCUUCACAAAGCUGCUGCACGCAGAAUCAAGAGCUGCCGAGUCCAAAGAAGAGCGUCCAGACGCCGCUGGUUGAAACCGUCGAGGUCGUUUGCUGAUGACGGCAGCGUGGAGGAGCUACGGGCGACGGCUCAACGGCUGACCUCUGACAGCAGCUUCAGAGAGAGCGUCUACAAGAUCAUCACUCGCAAGGACGGACCCGACCGAAGCCCGGACUGA